Messenger RNA from Staurois parvus, 267 nucleotides. NCBI's taxonomy places the organism in Eukaryota, Metazoa, Chordata, Amphibia, Anura, Ranidae. The record is from the annotation of a GenBank genome assembly.
GGCUGCACUGUUGGGCACAGGUGGGUGCACUGCUGGGCACAAGUGGGCGGAACUGGUGGGUGGCACUGCUGGGUACCGAUCAUCAGGGCACUGAUCAUAAGUGCCCUGAUGAUCGGUGCCGAUCCCUGCUCUAACAACUGUCGGGCACUGAUGAUCAGUGCCCUGAUGAUCGGUGCCCAGCAGUGACACCCGCAAGUUCCGCCCAGCAGUGCGCCCACUAGCCCGCCCACCCGUUCCCAGCAGUGCCCCCACCUGUGCCCAGCAGUG